CAGCCCUAUCCAUUUAAAAAAAAUCAGCUCUCAAAUGCAUACGUAUAUUACAUGUAUGAAAAUGAAAAAACAAACAAACCUAGCUAAUGUCCAAAGGAGCAGAGUUCAGUUGUACUUGGCAAUUUCUGUUUGCAACUUGUCCUCGGUGGCAUUGGGCAUCACUCUUUCUUGGUCUUCGCCGGUUAUAUCAAAACUGAAUGGAGAAGUUUCAACCGUUGAUUUGCCAUUGGGCCGACUGAUAACAGACGAAGAGGAAUCCUGGAUUGGUUCCUUGGUGACUCUAGGAGCCGCUUCGGGUCCUUACAUAGGCGCCUUUCUAGCCGAUUCCAUAGGUCGAAAGAAGACUCUUAUAUUUGCAGCGGGAAUUCCCAGCUUCAUUAGUUUCGUCAUCUUAGCUUUCGCAACGAAUUUGUACGUCUAUUAUUUCGCUAGGUAUAUAGGAGGACUUGCUAUAGGAGCCAUUUACACUGCGCUACCCAGUUAUGUAUCCGAAAUAUCGGAAGAUGUUAACAGGGGUGCUACAGGAUGCGCUAUGAAUAUUUUUAUCACAUUAGGACUGAUAUGGUCGUACAGCAUAGGCCCUUUCGUUUCGAUAAGAACGUUUAGUUUGAUUUGUGCCGUCGUUCCUCUAACGUUUAUAAUAUUAUUUUCAUUUUUUCCUGAAAGUCCGUACCAUUACGCGGCUAAAAACGAUUUGGAUAAAGCCCACAAUGCAUUAAGCAAAGUAAGAAUGAAGACGAUCGACGAAAUAAAAGGCGAAAUGAAAACGAUAAAGGACACUGUUGACGGGCAAAUGAAAGACAGAAAAGGCAUCUGUGAUUUAUUCAAAACAUACGGAAGUGUAAAAGCUCUUAUUAUUUGUAUGAGCCUCGUAGCUUUCCAACAAUUUUCCGGUAUAAAUGUGGUAUUAUUUUACACUCAAACAAUUUUUGAAGCAACCGGAAGCAGCAUAUCUUCAAUUUUAUCUUCGUUCAUAAUUGGCUUAGUGCAGUUAAUCCCCAGCGCAAUUACGUCACUUAUUGCGGACUCGUUGGGUCGCAAAGUCACCCUCUUAUUUUCCGCUCUGGGCCAGAUACUGUCCUUGUUUCCUUUAGGUCUUUACUUUUUUUUAAAAGAGAAAGGAAACAAUGUGGAAGCUGUUUACUGGUUACCUGUUACGUGUCUUGUUAUAUACAUUGUAACUUUUCGGGUUGGGUUCGGACCCUUGCCCUGGACCAUAAUGGCCGAGUUAUUCCCACAGAAUAUAAAAACAGCGGCGUGUACGAUUACCGGUUCCUUUUGCUACAUUUUGGCCUUCGUUAUAACCAAGUAUUUCCAAACUGUCACAUAUUACAUAGGAAUGGGAGGGGGGUUUUGGAUUUUCACUGGAUUUUGCAUCUCAUCUUUUUUAUUUAUUUAUUUUUACGUUCCGGAAACGAAACAAAAAAGUUUUUUAGAAAUUCAAGAUAUAUUACAUGGACGUCAUAUAGGCAGAAGCAGAUGUUAAAAAUAACUCUAGUGAAAUUUAGUUAGUCUAAUUAUAAUAACCUACUUAAUUAAAAAACUAUUUGUUGAAAUAAAUUUAAAAGAUAUUCAUGUACCUAGAAUGUUUUGCUCCAUGUGUAUAUUUACGAGUUUUUUAUUUUGUUCAUCGUACUUAACAACAGUUGUACGUGCUGAAUUAUAAAAUAAACGAUUAGACAGUAA
Molecule: messenger RNA, 1686 nt
Organism: Agrilus planipennis (emerald ash borer)
Lineage: Eukaryota; Metazoa; Arthropoda; Insecta; Coleoptera; Buprestidae
Product: facilitated trehalose transporter Tret1-like
Exons: 3
Coding region: 35-1486 (483 amino acids)
Biological process (GO): carbohydrate transport; transmembrane transport
Cellular component (GO): membrane
Molecular function (GO): sugar transmembrane transporter activity
Source: RefSeq, a predicted model, not a curated record